AUGGACACUACACCGGUCCCGACGGGUUCGGAGAGCGGCCCCCUGCAUGUCCCUACUGGGAUCGGAUGCAGCCUCGCGCUUCAGAACUGGAGGUCUGAAGAGAGCGCGGCAGCUUAUCUUCACACCGAAAAUGGUCUGCCGAAGGCAACCUUCACCGAUGCAGACCUCUCAGUCGUAGACGGUGCAGCAGCGCAGGACUCUGAAAGCAGCAGCCGAUCGAGUCGUCAGCCUAGUCCACUACCUGCGCAGCUUGGCGCAGACGUCUCCAAAGAGGAGGAAGCUGAAGGGGGCUCACAGCCCUCUGGCCUAUCUCGCCUGGUAAAGCUCGCAAGGCGAGCGGUUCGGGACGAAGUGUCCGAAUGGGUUCCGGAUGAGGAGGAGAAGGCGAUCAUCGCUAGGGCUGUAAAGCGCUUGCAAGCGCGGCUGGCAGGUGCAGUCGAGCCAGAACGGGCAAAGCUGAGUCGGGUGCAGGUCGAACUGAACCGGCGGGAGGCUGCGAAGGCCCCAAGAGCUUCGCUCAUGGAAAACCGUAACCGAGCGGAAUAUCAGCUGUCACAACCGGAGGGAUCGCAGCCAGGCAGUCCCAUCUCAGGUCGCCGCAAAGGCAUUCUUCGGACGACCUCCUUCACGACACCCCCACAGAUUACUGUUUCGGAGGCUGUCGAUCUUCCAAUUACCUCCACGACGGCCGUGAGCGCCUUUGCAGGCUACGCCUUUCCACGUGAGCCUGAGGGCGGGCCGUCCCCUUUGACAACGCCUCGGGACUCGACCUCCCCUCAGGCCACGCCAAGGGCUCAAAUGUUGCCGCGGCUUCCCUUGAAGCCUCGGAGCUCAGCCGUUUCCAUCGCCGAAACGGAGGAGCUCCUUGAGUUUCCAGAAAGUAGUCCGGCUACCAUGGCUCUCACGAAGACCUCGGUGUCGCAAGUGUCAGAAUCCACGGCCACCGGGGUGUCUAUCUCACGCCGCUCAAGCACUGCGGCCAGCGCCAGUGCGAAAGCCCACCGCUCCCCUCGGCAGAGCUUGGCGAACAUCUUUCGCUUCAAGGAUUCUCAGAUCCCCAUGAAUCUGAGCCGGCGAUCUGACCUGGAGCUUGGCUGGGCUUUGAAGCAUGCCCUCGAGGAGGCCGCAAACAGUGGGCAGCUGAAGGAGUUCGCAGCCCAACGGAGGCGAUCCACACCGACCACCGAGGCGCCAUCAUCGCCUGGAGCCACUGCAGCCACCAACUCCCCGUGCUGUGAGAACCUCGUGCGAGCCGCCCGUGUGCCAGAGAUUGACUGCAUACAACUGGAUCCCGAUCCUUCGCUGCCGCCGCCCAGCGACGAACGGCGCACGGACAACCCAAGAAGCUUGGUUGACAGAGCCUCCAUCGAGGAGCUGAUCCAGCAGCGCUUAGAGGCUUAUAGAGAAGAAGCGCUGCAGACGUUGCGAGCAGAGCAGGACAAAGAGCUCGCGAGAGUGCAGGAAAGCCUUGGCGAAGCCAUGGAGUCGAUAGUUGAUGGGCGGCUGACGUCGCUCCAGGCAGAGACGGGCCGGCGGAGGAUAGACCAAGCUGCUCAGGGCGCAUUCGGCGACGAGGUGCGAUCCUUGCAGGGCCAGCUCGAGAGAAUAGAAGAGACCCAGUCGGAUCUACUGCUGCAGCUACAGAAGGCGGAGACGCGCCUCGAGAAUUCCGUGAAGCUGCAUGAGGAUGCCCUGGGGGAGCGAUGUCUGGAACUCCAGACUUCGCUGCAGGCCUCUGCCUCGCAGCUGCGUGACUCCACCCCGAAGAUCAGCCCAGCAAGGUCAGGGGCCUCAGCCGAGAAGUUGGAAAGUCGUCUGGACUCCCUGGAAGAGAGGCUACAGGACAAGUCCGACAGGAAGUCAGUGUCUAGCGUCGAGGAGAUUGUCUUCGACUCCAGUGAACUCAAGGAGGAGGUGGGCCAGAUCGUGGCAGAGCUGGAAGCAAGGAUCGUGGUCGACUUGCAUGCCCUUCGCGAGGAGAUCACCGAGCAGACGCAAGUCUUGCGAUCGCAUUGUGAUCAGCAGGUCGCCAAAAUGGAGGAAACUGCCGGGGGGCAGUUAGAAGCUUUGGAGGACUUGCGGAAGCAGCUCAAUGGCAGAAGAGGAACUGCCGCAGAGAAGGAGUUGAUAGAGGAGCUCGAGGCAAGCAAGCAAAGGCUCAAAGACGAAAUAUCUUCGGAAACGCUAGCAGCCCUUGCGGACAGGUACGAUCAGCGAUUGCACAACUUCGAGGACUCCAUCGAAACGCGGCGCGGGGCGCAACAGCGCGAAUUCGACAGGAUGUUCACCGACUUGCACCGGUCAAUGAGCAAGCUUGAAGGCUCGCAGAAGGCGCUCGUGACGAAAACCUUUCCGGAGGUGAAGUGUGAUUUGGCAGCGGCUUUGGGCAAGGAAAGGGCAGAACAGCAGGACAGGCUCCACGAAGUCGCGCGGCUCUGCAACAAGAAGGUGGAGAAUGCCUUGAGCUUGGGGGAAAGCUCGAUGCAGAAGCUCACCCUCGACCUUUCUAGAAGCAAAGCGGCGGACAAAGCCGCUAUCGCAGACUUGGAAAAGCAGUUGCGGGACUUCGCGAGCUCAGAAUGCGACGCAGUGCUUCAGGCACUGAAGGGGCGCAUCAAUCAGGAAGAAGAGGAGCGCGUGAUCUCGAUGACGUCCAUCCGGCAGGACAUCAACGACCUCAAAGCGGCGCUGGGUCCACUGCCCGUUGUUGACCUGGACGCGACAAUGACAAGUCCGGGGCCAAACAACUGCAAAUCCCCUGUGGCUUCCAGCUUAGCUUCGCUGAUAUCACCUGCACGUGCGGCGCGAUCACCCUUCGGUGGCACAGGCACGGGCACCGUGGGACAAGCCUUGGACCCCGGCAGCCGGAAGAAAAGCGAGUUAUGCCGGCGGAAGGCCCCAGGCACGGCAACACCUCGAGCACGAACACCGCGAUGA
Messenger RNA from Symbiodinium sp. CCMP2456, 2937 nucleotides. Lineage: Eukaryota; Dinophyceae; Suessiales; Symbiodiniaceae. The record is from the annotation of a GenBank genome assembly.